This is a messenger RNA of Haemorhous mexicanus (house finch), 2056 nucleotides long. It is a transcript of the gene NECAB1, whose product is annotated as N-terminal EF-hand calcium binding protein 1. The record is from RefSeq and is a predicted model, not a curated record. Lineage: Eukaryota; Metazoa; Chordata; Aves; Passeriformes; Fringillidae. The transcript is spliced from 13 exons. Gene Ontology annotation, cellular component: cytoplasm. Gene Ontology annotation, molecular function: calcium ion binding. Gene Ontology annotation, biological process: regulation of amyloid precursor protein biosynthetic process.
AUGGGCUCUCGUGGCUUUCCUGAGAAAGACCUCCCUAAACCGACUGUGCUGAAGGGGCAGGCAGCCAAAUCGACCGUGCAGACGGGGCCUGACCGACCGCAAGACCCAAGUUUCCUUCAUGGAGCCAACGCAAGUGUGGCCAGAGCCCGUCCUAGGGAUGCAACAGGACGUGUGCCCCGCACGGCUCCUGCCCUCGCUGGGGCGGGUUCCCGGGGCCGGGCGGGGCGGGUGGGCGGCUCGGCCCCGCCGGGACCCGGGCCCGGCCCCGGGCGGGCUCCGCGGGCGCUGCGGCGGCUGAGGCGGGCGGAUGGCGGCGGAGCGGGGAGCGGGGCUGCGCAUCUUCCGCGAUGUGAGUACGGCACGGAAGGCAUCCUUCGCUCGGGGCACCUGCGAGUGUUCGACCAUACAAAAGAAAAAAUUGACUCUCUUCUUUCUGUCUCUCUUUUUGUUUAGAUAUUAAGAAGAUCAGACAAGAAUGAUGAUGGAAAACUGUCCUUUGAUGAAUUCAAAGCUUAUUUUGCUGAUGGAGUUCUGAGUGGAGAAGAGCUGCAUGAGCUUUUUCGCACCAUUGAUACACACAAUACUGACAAUCUUGACACAGAAGAGCUCUGUGAUUAUUUUUCAAAGCACUUAGGAGAGUAUGAAAAUGUCUUAUGUGUCCUGGAAGACUUGAACAUGACCAUUCUGAAGGCAAUGGACAAAACAAAGAAAGACUAUCAGGAAGCUUCCAGUUUGGAGCAGUUUGUGACUCGCUUUCUUUUGAAGGAGACACUGAGCCAGCUGCUGCAGUCCCUCCAGAGCUCCCUGGAGUGUGCCAUGGAAAGCACGGAGGAGCAGAGCUGGCAGGAGAGAAAAGAUCCAACAAAACCAGAAGUGCUCUCAGUUCAGUGGCCAGGAAAACGCUUAGCUCGAAGGCUUCAGAGGAACAGCAGCCUGUCAUCAAAUAACCCUUAUUCUAGCACAGGUUGGAUUGAGGAAGACAGCCAAUGGGUGAUCCAGAUAAACAGACUCCAGAAGCUAAUUGAUAGACUGGAAAAGAAGGACCUAAAGCUUGAGCCACUUGAAGAGGAAGUUUUGGAAGAAAAUGCAAGAUCUCACAUAAUGAUCGUUCAGCACCAAAUGUCUGUGAAAGAAGAGAAAGUGGAGGAAUUCCAUCUUGCUCUGAAGCAGUACCUGGAAUCUGCUUCUGCUCAAGGUGGCUGCUUGCAUGUUUCCAUACAGAAGCUUCCAAGUAAUUUCCACUUCAUUGUUUAUGAGUUCUGGGAAAACAGCAAUGCCUGGAAUAGCCACCUUCAAAUGAACUACAGCAAAGCAUUCCAGAGAAGUAAUGUGGAUUUCUUGGAAACUCCAGAGCUCAUCACAACAAUGCUAGUCCCUGCAUCGUGGUGGGUCCUCAAUAACAACUAGAAGCUGUGGUUCCAAGUAAUGUUAAUGUUGUAUUGUCUUUCAUUACACUAACAUUCAUAUUGCAGUGUACAGGUGAAAUUAUGAUAACAUUUGUUAUUAUGGAUGGGAUCUUUUCCACUCUAUCCAUUCUAAAAUCUGUAAAACUGUGCAUUUAUUACCUUUUCUUCUUGUGACUAGUUCAGUGAAAUGAUGCAGUCUAAAAACUGAAAUAAGACAACUAUGAUAGACUGUUUAUUUUCUGUGACAGUCCAAACUGUCACAGAAAAGUAUGUCUUGAAUGCAUGACUAAACUUUUCACUAUUGUGAAAAGUUUUAGUACUGCAUUAGUAAACAGCCAUUAUUUACUGCUGCUGUGGUCUCCUUAAAAAAAAAAAAAAAAAAAAAUAUGUAGGAACCUGAACACAUAUUUUCAUACAUGUCUGCAGAGAAGCUGUAAGUCAUUAAUGAAAAGAAUAAACAUAGGGAGAACUUUGUGCUAAUACAGAACUUCCCCCAGGAUAUUUUCUGCUCACCACAAGACAAGGCAGCACUAUCUUCUCUUAACAGAUUCUUAGCCCUUGCCCUCCCAAGAGGAAACAUAUCUGCCUAUGUCUUGUCACUGUAGAUUCGCAGACUGAACACUGCACAACCUCUACAUCCUGACCACUCA